Molecule: messenger RNA, 1071 nt
Organism: Purpureocillium takamizusanense
Lineage: Eukaryota; Fungi; Ascomycota; Sordariomycetes; Hypocreales; Ophiocordycipitaceae
Gene: RPL6
Product: 60S ribosomal protein L6
Exons: 3
Coding region: 119-721 (200 amino acids)
Biological process (GO): cytoplasmic translation; ribosomal large subunit assembly
Cellular component (GO): ribosome; cytosolic large ribosomal subunit
Molecular function (GO): RNA binding; structural constituent of ribosome
Source: RefSeq, a predicted model, not a curated record
AUUUUGCUCCCACAAACUCGCUAGUGGCUUUCACAAGAAAUCCAACAUUUCGGGCGAGCAUCACCAAACGUGUCUUUCUUCCCUCCACACCCAACCAGACACAGUCGAGAGAGUCACCAUGUCGGCGAAGCCCACGACCAAGAAGUUCGGGAAGUCGACCCGGGAGGUUCCCGCUCCCGCCGACAAGGCCAAGAAGUGGUACAACGCCGACGACGAGAGCGAGGCUAAGAAGGUCCGCAAGGCCAUCCGCCCCUGGGCCCCUCGCCAGUCGCUCCAGCCCGGCACCGUCCUGAUCGUCCUCGCCGGUCGUUUCCGUGGCAAGCGCGUCAUCCUCGUUAAGGCCCUCGACCAGGGUGUCCUCCUCGUCACCGGCCCCUUCAAGAUCAACGGUGUCCCCCUGCGACGGGUCAACUCCCGAUACGUCAUCGCCACCUCCUACAAGGUCGACGUCUCCGGCCUGGACCAGAAGAAGGUCGAGGAGGUCUCCCAGCCCAAGUACUUCACCGCCGAGAAGGCCAAGGACAAGGCUGGCGAGGAGGCUUUCUUCAAGCAGGGAGAGAAGCCCCAGAAGAAGCAGAUCGCCAGCAGCCGCGCUGCUGACCAGAAGGCCAUCGACAAGCCCCUGAUUGCCAGCAUCAAGAAGGUCGACAUGCUCGCCAGCUACCUUGGCAGCUCUUUCAGCCUGCGAAAGGGCGACAAGCCCCACGAGAUGAAGUGGUAGACCUGCUGUUGGUCCUUUUCCUCGCCCUAUGCCAGGGAAAACGGGGAAGGUCUUUCUGCGGGGCCGCCUGGCCCAUCCAAGCCAGGCGCGGGAGGGCAAGAGAAGGGGGGGUGCGGCGUCGAGCAGCGGAUGUAGCAUCGCGGCGAUGGAUUCGGCGCGGUGCGACAAACGGGUUGUAGAACGGGAAGGGUCUCCGACAUGGGCUGGUUUGGCCAAUUGCAUUUGGAAGUUGACGGCAUCGGUCACAUCUUGGCGUCUGUAAUCAGGUUUUACAGUCAAAAAAAUCAAAACGAGCAUAAAUGAAAGAGUUCCGCCAGGCUUUUUUCUGGUUAGGAGCCGUGAUGAUGAUC